Molecule: messenger RNA, 1371 nt
Organism: Penicillium daleae
Lineage: Eukaryota; Fungi; Ascomycota; Eurotiomycetes; Eurotiales; Aspergillaceae
Exons: 2
Coding region: 1-1371 (456 amino acids)
Biological process (GO): anaphase-promoting complex-dependent catabolic process
Cellular component (GO): anaphase-promoting complex
Source: RefSeq, a predicted model, not a curated record
AUGUUAUGGUUGGCUGUGGAGCCCACGGCUUUUUUGUCCGCCUUGUCUGACCUCCACCACUUGAGCUUCUCGACUCCAAUUCAAACGGCCUUUGAAAACAACACGUUUUGCAGCUUGGAUUCUAGUGGCCUUUGCAUGGACCUACCUGUAAUCCGACCAGGAGAAAGCCCUGUGCUACAGCCUCUUUGGCAAUUCGCGCACGCCCAAGCUAUCGCGCUGAUCGUUGUUGCUACCUCCAACUGCAACGUCAACAACGUCGCAAACGUGCACAGCGCUGCAGGAGUCAACAACUCAUCCCAUGAGCUCUGGUUCGGCUCUUCCCAUUUAUAUCGCUCCUCCUCUCCACAACAAUCCGGCCCCGACACCUCAACCCACCACCCAAACCGCCGCAGCAAUGCCCCAAACCCAACCAGCCACCGCGCCUUCCUCCCCUCGCGCGCCCCAAACAACACCCUCGCCUCGUUACAAUCCGAGGAGCGCGCUUUACGCGCGCGCAAGAACAACAUCGCCUCCUUCGGUUACUCCUGGAUCCGGCCCGCCGGAUGUGUCAGGACCAUGCUAGGCAUGAAAGAGGAGGAGGCCGAGCGUGAGGAGGCGCUUGCAGCGCUGGCUGCGGAACAGGAGGCUGCUGCUGCGGGGGGUCUUGAUCCGGAUGAUGGGGGCAUGACCAUGGGUGAGGAGGGCGAGGAGGAAGAAGGUAUGGAGCGUGAUUUGGACGAUGAUAUUCUGGAGGCGGAGGAGGGGCUUGUGGAAGAGGGCGAGGAAGGACUUGAGGAGGAUGGAUUGGGUGAUGAGGAGGGGUAUAUGGAGCGGGACUUGGAUGAUGAUAUUCCCGAGGGAUAUCCGGAUGAUGACUACGGGGAUACGUCGGGGUUGUACGAGGAGGAGGUUGAUGAGGACUUUGAUAACCAGCCUGAUCUGGACGCGGAUAUCCCUGAGGCUAUGGGGAGUGAAGAUCUCAGUCGGGACUUGGAUGAUGAUAUCCCCGAUGCGGCGGAGGAUGGGUCUGAGCAGGAAGGUGAAUGGCAGCAUACUGAUACUGAGGAUGAGCUUGAUGUCGACGAGGAGGAGGAAGACCACGACCACGGGAGUAUCAGACGCCCGCGCAUGGAGAAUUUCCGCACUAGCACACCGAAUAGUCGGGGACUGCCGCCUCCGCCGUUUAUGCAACGUGAUGUCCACGGUGAGACUGAGGCUCAGCGGCGGUUUAUUAAUCGUUGGAGUGGUGGGGGUGAUGCCUUUGACUCGAGCAGUAUGAUGUUUGAAGAGGAUGAUCUGCGCGCUUCGAUUACGAGUCAGAGUAGUCGGCGCAGUGGACUUGGUCGACAUUAUCCUCGUCGUGUGGGUGGUCCACGCGAUAGCCUCAAUUGA